GUGUGUUUAUUUCAAGUAUUCAUGAACGCUCGAAGCCUUGUGAAGUUACCGUAUAUUUUUAAUUAUUACAUAAUGGGUAGGUUUCUCGGCAGGAUAAAGCCAACGGAUAAAAACGAUAUCCGUUGGGGUCAUAUGCGGAUAGAGAUGCAAAUAUCAAUGGUCAAGUAGGGACUACUUUUACUGUUUAUAAACAAACAUGGCGUCGCCCUCGUCAUUCGGCGAUCGACACACUCUGUCGCAUGGAACUCGUGUCUAAAUAUCCUGUAUUAGGAAUAAACACUAUGUAUUUAGCUCGCCAAGGCUCGCUUAAUACAAUGUUUAUUCCUAAUGCAGGAUAUUUACCAUCCCCAAACACACUCGCGUGAUAACCUCUAUAUACAUGUAGGUCAAUCAGAAGUCACGUGUUUACCGUUUGACCUGGGAGAGAGGUCAGUUGACAUUUUCAUCGGGCGGCCAUGGCGGCGUCUGCUAUUCCAGUUGUUGAUUUCCAGAAGUACGGACUGAAUGUAGCGGACCCUACGUCCGUGGCGAGUGAAGUUUUGGAGACUACGGCCAGGGAGAUAUAUGAUGCCUUCAGUACAAUUGGCUUUGUGUACCUGAUCAAUCAUGGCAUUGAGCAGAGGCAGGUGGAUGACAUGUUCACGGCGUCCAAGUCCUUCUUUGAUCAACCUGUGGAGGAGAAGAGGAAGUGUGCUCGAGUCCAGACAGACUAUAGUGAUCAUGGUUGGGUUGCCCUGGAGAGCGAAUCGCUGAAUCCCGAGCGACAGACUGGAGACCUAAAGGAAGCGUUCAACUUUUCACCAAGGGAUGAUGGGGCGUGGCCGGCGGAUGUUCCAAAUUUUAAGCCAACUUUCGUAUCCUUCUUUGACGAAUGCACACAGAUGACAGAGCGGAUCCUUGAUGUCCUGUCUACAGGCCUCAAACUUCAGGAUCGCUAUUACCUGCGGGGGUGUCACAACCUGAUGGGCAAGAAGGGCGGCGCCACCACACUCAGAAGUCUGUACUACCCCCCUCUGUCUGGAACCGUGAAACCAGGUCAAGUUCGCUGUGGAGAACAUUCCGACUACGGAACAAUAACGCUGCUGUUCCAAGAUGACGUUGGAGGCUUAGAGGUGAUGAAUACUGACGAUGUGUAUGUUCCGGCCCAGCCUGUGCCCGGCGCCAUCGUUGUCAACAUUGGUGACCUGAUGCAGCGAUGGACGGCAGACAAGCUUAAAGCCACAAAACACCGGGUCCUGAUUCCUGAAUUGGAACUGAAGAAACGUCAGAGUCGACAAUCAAUUGCUUUCUUUGUCAACCCAAAUAGUGACACCAUGAUUAAAUGUCUAGAUGGUUCAGACAAAUAUGAACCCAUCUCGUGCCUGGAUUAUCUGAACUAUAAGUUCAGUCUGACCUUUUAGUUAUCGAGGAAGCCCUUGACGUCAUUGUUUGAGAAAAUGGAGGGUAGUUUUAAACGAUUGUCCAUUUAUUGUUGUUAACGUUUCGCAUGUGCAUUUCAUCGCCUCCUUUAACACCGUGGUGAUCCUAGGAGAUAAAGGGACAAGUAAUAUGAGCAUACUGAUCAUGAUAUGUAUUUAGCAUCAUUUGAUGUAUAUGAGGAAAGAUAGAUUUGAGGAUAACGAAAACUUCUUGUGUAUUGAAUCUUGAUCAGAAACUGCCCUAUAGUACUUGACUGAUUAAUUCUAAAUAUAUACAUGCAGGUGAU
Messenger RNA from Haliotis rufescens (red abalone), 1705 nucleotides. RefSeq names its product proline hydroxylase buaE-like. The record is from RefSeq and is a predicted model, not a curated record. The coding region runs from base 456 to 1400 and encodes 314 amino acids. Gene Ontology annotation, molecular function: dioxygenase activity. The transcript has 8 exons. NCBI's taxonomy places the organism in Eukaryota, Metazoa, Mollusca, Gastropoda, Lepetellida, Haliotidae.